Molecule: messenger RNA, 2362 nt
Organism: Lathyrus oleraceus (garden pea)
Lineage: Eukaryota; Viridiplantae; Streptophyta; Magnoliopsida; Fabales; Fabaceae
Product: heat shock 70 kDa protein 18
Exons: 3
Coding region: 213-2186 (657 amino acids)
Molecular function (GO): ATP-dependent protein folding chaperone; ATP binding
Source: RefSeq, a predicted model, not a curated record
CAUGAGCUAGAGUAGGACCCGCAAGAUAGACAUUAGAUGAUUGAUCGGUUCUUGUAAGGGCGGCACCGUGAUGAUGAUGAAUAGUAGUGAGAAAAAUGAAAAUCUUACAUUACUAAGAUUUGAUAGCAGAUAAUCCAAUUUCGUAUUUGAGUUGCCUGGUUGAUUCUUUCAAAACAUAUUGUCAUCAUUGCUUUUGCAGUAGGCACUUCAUUAUGACACAAUACAGCUCAUCUCUUUUCACUCAUUAUUAUUUUUACUUAUCUAUCUUGAUUAAAUUCAUGGCGAGAAAAUACCAAGGACAUGCUGUUGGAAUAGACCUUGGCACAACUUACUCGUGUGUUGCAGUGUGGCAGGAGCAACAUUGUCGAGUUGAGAUCAUUCACAAUGAUCAAGGAAACAGAAUAACACCUUCGUUUGUUGCUUUCACAGAAAAUCAGAGAUUGAUCGGUGAUGCUGCUAAAAAUCAAGCUGCUGCCAACCCUCAAAACACUGUCUUUGAUGCUAAGAGGUUGAUUGGUAGAAAGUUUAGUGAUCAAGUUAUUCAAGAUGAUAUAAUGUUGUGGCCAUUCAAAGUCACUGCUGGUGUCAAUGACAAACCUAUGAUAACGGUCAAUUACAUGGGUCAGGAGAAGAACCUAUGUGCCGAAGAAGUAUCCUCUAUGGUGCUCACAAAAAUGCGAGAAAUUGCUGAGGCAUAUUUAGAAUCACCGGUUAAGAAUGCAGUUGUUACUGUGCCAGCUUAUUUUAAUGAUGCUCAGCGAAAAGCCACUAUAGAUGCUGGUGUUAUUGCUGGCCUCAAUGUUAUGAGGGUAAUGAAUGAACCUACUGCUGCAGCUGUUGCGUAUGGUCUUGACAAGAGGACUGAUUAUGAUGGAGAACGGAAUAUUUUUGUCUUUGAUCUUGGUGGUGGCACUUUUGAUGUGUCUCUACUAACUAUUAAGGGUAAUGCCUUCAAGGUUAAGGCAACUGCUGGAAACACUCACCUUGGUGGAGAAGACUUUGAUAAUAGAAUGGUGAACUACUUUGUACAAGAGUUCAAGAGAAAGAACAAAGUGGAUAUUAAUAGAAAUGCCAAAGCAUUGAGGAGGUUGAGAAGUGCUUGUGAGAAGGCAAAAAGAUCACUUUCUUUCCUUGUUGUUGCAACUAUUGAAGUAGAUUCUUUAUUUCAAGGCAUUGACUUUUCUUCAUCCAUCAAUAGAGCCAAGUUUGAAGAGAUGAAUAUGGACCUUUUCGACGAGUGUAUGAAGAUUGUUGAAAGCUGUGUAAUGGAUGCUAAGAUGGACAAGAGCAAGAUAGACGAUGUCGUACUUGUUGGGGGGUCGUCAAGGAUUCCUAAAGUACAGCAGCUAUUACAGGACUUUUUCAACGGGAAGGAGUUGUGCAAAAGCAUUAAUCCUGAUGAGGCUGUGGCUUAUGGGGCAGCUGUUCAGGCUGCUAUGUUGAGUGAAGACAUUAAGAAUGUUCCAAAUUUGGAGCCGCAGAAUAACUCACAGUUGGUGCUGCAUAAUGUUCCACAGUUGGUGCUGCAGGAUGUUACACCAUUGUCUCUUGGUAUAUCUGCAUUAGGAGAUAUCAUGAGUGUGGUGAUUCCUAAGAACACUUGCAUUCCUGUCAAUAAGACAAAAUCAUGUGUUACAAGUCAAGAUAACCAAACCAUUGCUUUGAUUAAGGUUUAUGAGGGUGAGAGAACAAGAGCCAGUGACAACAAUUUGCUUGGUUCUUUUACUCUUUCUGGCAUUCCCCCAUCUCCCCGCUGUUUCCCUUUUUCAGUUGUUUGUUUUUAUAUCAAUGAAAAUGGUAUUUUGACUGUUUCAGCUAAGAAUAAUGCUUCUGGAACUUCCAACAAGAUUACAAUAACCAAUCACAAAGAAAGAUUGUCAAUCGAGGAUAUUAAAAAAUUAAUUCAAGAAGCUGAGAAUUACCAUAUUGAAGACAAGAAAUUCCUCCGAAAGGCCAAUGCAGUGAAUGCAUUGGAUGACUACAUUUACAAAAUGACGAAUACUUUAAAGAAAAAGGAUAUUAAUUUGAAGCUCUCCUCACAAGAGAUCCAGCUGAUUGAAGAUGCAAUUGCAGUGGCUAAAAACCUCCUGGAAGAGAAUAACAAGCUGGUUGAAAUAGAAGUUCUGGAAGAUCACCUAGAAGGGCUUGAGAGCAGGAUGAAACACAUUAUAGCUAAGACUAUUUAGUUUUUAUUAAGUUUAGGGUCGACAUGUUACUUAAAUUGUUACUGUCAUUUUGAUAUAUUAAGCAUGCAACAUGUUGAAGCUAUGAUGGAGGACUCUUUGAUUCAAUUGUUGUUUUUAGAUUUCAUUUGAUUAGCUUACAAAGCAAACUAAAUAUGAAAGGAUUCUCCUUCGGUCUU